This is a messenger RNA of Saccharomyces cerevisiae S288C, 1758 nucleotides long. RefSeq names its product Etp1p (gene ETP1). The transcript has a single exon. NCBI's taxonomy places the organism in Eukaryota, Fungi, Ascomycota, Saccharomycetes, Saccharomycetales, Saccharomycetaceae. Bases 1 to 1758 code for a protein of 585 amino acids. The record is from RefSeq and is marked reviewed. Gene Ontology annotation, cellular component: cytoplasm. Gene Ontology annotation, molecular function: ubiquitin binding; zinc ion binding.
AUGGAUCAAUUUGAGUAUAUCAUUACUUUAGAAUUUGGAAACCAAAAUCAGGUUGAAUCCGCUUAUCAAAUUUUCAAGAGUAUUCCGAAAAAGUUGAAGGCAAAAAGUAUCGGGGAAGAAAGUAUUAAAAGUAAUAAUCAAGACUGGCAGGAUUGGAGAGUCUGUGACUUGGAAAUAGACAUGAUAACUGAUUUCAAAAAUCAAACAUCAAAAGAAGAGGAAAGUGAUUUGAUUACUUCACAAUACUUAGGCCAUGGGAUAAUAAGGCUAUUCAAGCUAAGCAAUGCCAAUAAUACUCUUAAUGAGAAGGAGAUUUUGACUAUCCCGGGAGAUGAUACUAUGAUAUGUAUCCUGUUUGUUCCAACUUAUUUUACCGUUCACGAUUUAUUGCAUUUUUAUAUUGGUGAUGAUAUUGUUAAUAAGCAAGUUUCAAACUUUCGUAUAUUACGAAAUCAGCAGAAGGGAAUGGGUUUUAAUUUCACGGUCUUAAUUAAAUUCAGGAAUGCACUUGAUGCGAAAAAUUUCAAGGAAGAGUUCAAUGGCAAAAGUUUCAGCAGGAUGGAUCCCGAAACAUGCCAUGUGAUCUCUGUAAAAGAAAUAGUUUUUCAAAAAAAGCUCUUCCAAAGACCAGCCGCUAACGAGGACUUCCCCUAUCUGCUUACUGAUCCAUUCACUGUUAAGAAAAAAAAGGAACUGGUAAAAGUCGAACUCCCCACAUGUCCCGUUUGCCUUGAAAGAAUGGAUUCAGAAACUACUGGAUUAGUAACGAUCCCGUGCCAGCACACUUUUCAUUGCCAAUGCUUAAAUAAGUGGAAGAAUUCAAGGUGUCCAGUGUGUCGACAUUCAAGUCUGCGGCUAAGCAGGGAAUCAUUAUUGAAACAGGCAGGUGAUUCCGCACAUUGUGCAACAUGUGGUUCCACUGAUAAUCUAUGGAUUUGCUUGAUCUGCGGUAAUGUUGGAUGCGGUCGUUACAAUUCCAAACACGCAAUCAAGCAUUAUGAAGAAACUUUACAUUGUUUUGCGAUGGAUAUACGGACACAAAGAGUGUGGGAUUAUGCGGGUGAUAAUUAUGUCCAUCGCCUAGUUCAAAAUGAAGUUGAUGGGAAGUUAGUAGAGGUCGGCGGCUCCGGUGACGAUGACAACAAUGAUAUAGGCAACUCCGAUGAACUACAAAAUGUUGUUUACGGGAACAGGAGCAAAAACGGUGAGAAAUCGAACUCUAAUAAAAAAGAUGGCGAGCUGGCGGCAAAUUUUUUAAGGCAUAGGGAGUAUCAUCUAGAAUAUGUGCAAGUCCUAAUAUCUCAAUUAGAGUCUCAAAGAGAAUAUUAUGAACUGAAAUUACAAGAAAAAGAUCAAACUGCGUCUGAUUCUUCGAAUGUUGAAAGUUUGAAGAAGUCUAUGGAAGAUUUGAAACUCCAAUUUCAGGUCACUCAAAAGGAGUGGCAGAAAAGGGAAAUGGCCCAGAAAUCUAAGCUUGAGGAAGAUAUGUUAGUAAUCGAAGGACUACAAGCGAACCUAGAUCACUUAUCAAAAAAACAAGAGCAGUUAGAGCGAGAAAACAAAGCGUUAGAAGAGUCUAAACAAGAUUUGGAAGAGCAAGUCAAGGACCUAAUGUUUUAUCUAGAUUCUCAAGAAAAAUUCAAAGACGCUGAUGAGAGUGUAAAAGAAGGUACCAUCCUAAUACAGCAACCACAUGGGGCAGCACAGGCAUCCAAAAGCAAGAAGAAGCGCAACAAAAAUAAAAAAGCAGGGAAAUGA